This is a messenger RNA of Ilex paraguariensis (yerba mate), 2679 nucleotides long. The record is from the annotation of a GenBank genome assembly. Lineage: Eukaryota; Viridiplantae; Streptophyta; Magnoliopsida; Aquifoliales; Aquifoliaceae.
GCCAAAACAUUAAUCGUUACAUUUCGCUCAAGACAAACAGCAUAUCGUCACCUUCCAUUAAGCCCCUCUCUCUCUCUCCAUUCACUGUUCUCUGAUCCUCUCUCUGUCCACUUUUCCCCCUCACCCUCUCUUUCUUCGUCUCUCACCUGUAUCUCUGAAAGAAAAACAGCUUUGCUCUCACACUCUGAGGCACGAAUCCCUCUUUCUUUCAUUCAAUCACCUCCAUUGGUACAACCCAUUCUCUCUCUCUCUCUCUCUCUCACAUACAGACACACAAAACACACGUUUCAUGGCCUAAACAACAGAUUGAUUUGACAAUCCACCAUCAAUGGACUCGGACAGACCCCAUCGCACGACAAGCACAAGCAGUGAGCUCUUCAUUUGCUUCACGUCUAGACUUUCCUCAUCCUCCAUGAAGAUCUCGUCCAAAUCAAUCCUGAGCCCAGGCCGAGCACGCGACCCUCCCAUUUCUCUCUCCACCUCUCUCAGCCGCAGACUCAGAACCAACGGAAGCAUCAAAGGAGGCCAAGCAUCGCCAAUGUUCCCCACCGGAGGCAAAAAACGAGGCUGCGCUUUCGAAAACCCAGAACCCUCUUCGCCUAAAGUGACUUGUAUAGGCCAGGUUCGAGUGAAGACCAAGAAAACAGUGAAACAGACUCGUAGCCUUUCAAAAAGGCGAAGUGGGGAGGUGAGUUUUAGGAAGAUAGAGCAAAAUGUGAGUCAAAACGAGGAUCAAAUUCGCUCUCAAGUGUAUCAGCAAAUCAAUAGGAGCAGUCAUUCUCAGUUUCAACAACAGUCACACGAGUGUUUGCCUCACCACCGGAAUCAGAGAUGGGUUCACUUGCCAUUGACGAUUUGUGAAGCUUUGAGGGCAUUUGGGGCUGAGUUCAGCUGCUUGUUUCCAUGUCGGCCUUCAUGUUUCUCCACGAAUGAAAGGGAUAAGGAAGAGAAGGCAAUGGCAUCGAGUGAAGGGAGUGGACAGAAUUCUUGUGGGGCUGUGUUUGCGAGGUGGUUAGUAGCAUUGCAGGAUGGUGAGGGAGGGAAAGGGAGAGAGAUAGAGUUGGUGGUGGGAGGAGAUGAAGAGAGAACAGAAGUAACAGAGAGACCAAGGAGUUCAAGAAGACAUGUAUUUGAUGAUAUAGAGAUUAAAGAUGAUAAAAUUGAAGUUACAGAUGAGGUUUUAGGGGAAGAGGAAGCGAGGGUGAGUAUUUGUAUACCCCCAAAGAAUGCUCUUUUGUUGAUGAGAUGCAGAUCUGAUCCUACUAGGGUGGCAGCUCUUACUAAUCGGUUUUGGGAGUCCCCCCGUCCUAAAGAUGAAGAAGAUGAGAGAGAGGGCAAUGAAGAGAACAAGGAUGAGGAAGACAAAGUACAUGUAGAAGAAUGUGAAGCCAAAGAUUUGGCAAACUUGGAGCAAGAAGAAUGUGAAGUGUCUGAGAAGAGUGUUCCAGUUGAAGUUGAGGAAGAACAGGGGAAGCCAGAAGCAGAAACAGAGAUGGGCAUGGAGGUACAAGACAUUGCAGAAGAGAAGUUGCAAAUCAAUGGUGGGCUACAAGAUACAGAGCAAAGCAAACAAGAAGAAGAAGAAAUGGAGGUGAACCAAACACUAGUGGAAGAAGAAAAUGAGAUUGCUGGUUCUUCAUCUGAAGCUAUUGUAGAUCUAGAGAAUGCAGAAAAUGAAGAAGAUGAUUCAGUUCCUGUGAUGGAAGAAGUGAGCAGAGCAAGCUAUCCUUCUUCUUCCGUACAGUCAGAUGAAGAACAAGAAGCUGAACCAAAGGAAUUAGAAGCAGCAGCAUUAGCAGAGGAUUCUGAACCUGAAGAAGAAGAAAGAUCAUUAGCAGACGAGUCAACUCUCGAGAAGGAGACACAAGAGAAUUAUUUGGACAAAGAGGAAGAAACGACAAUGUCCCAAGAGAGAGAUGAAGCAGAAGAAGAUGAAACCCAAGAUACCCAUGAACCAGAAGAAGAAGAUAAACAAGAAGGUACAGAGUCAGAGGAGAGUGAAAGCGAAAGCCAUAAGACACAGCUUGUGGAGAGAGAGAGUCAUCAAGCGAAGAAACAACAGAGAGAAAGCUCAGUGUUGCCGGACUGCUUGCUGUUGAUGAUGUGCGAGCCCAAACUGUCCAUGGAGGUCUCGAAGGAGACAUGGGUCUGUAGUACGGACUUCAUCAGAUGGCAACCCACAGAGAAGAAGAGCCAAGUCAACCCAAAGGACGGUCCUGACGAGUCCAAGAAGAGAGUCAGCAGCGAGUCCAACAUCUCUUCUAAUCCUGCGCUCUCGGUACACUGUAACCAACCCCUCCAGCAGCCGCCGAGGUCUUCUUGUUCUUUUCCGGCGCCGGCGGCUACGUCCAUGGCGACAAUGAUAGAGCAGAAGCUGCUCAAUGCUGCGGCUUAUGAGCCGUUUGUGUUAACUAGGUGCAAGUCUGAGCCGAUGAGAACGGCGGCUAAGCUGGCUCCGGAGGCUUGUUUCUGGAAGAACAGGAAGCUUGAGCCUCACCGUAGGGCUACGUGUGGAGUCGGCGCGGCUGGGGUUGGGUUCUGAGCCGAACUUGGGAUAAGAGGAGUCUCUAUGGUGUAGUGGGUCGUAUCUGACUGAAACUGUAGUUUUGCAUUACUGCUCUGGCAAUGGCAUGUUUGUACAUGUUCUUUUAAAUUAAUGAUAUUUCAUGUAAUUCUCUC